Messenger RNA from Dinoponera quadriceps, 996 nucleotides. Its product is annotated as odorant receptor 46a, isoform A-like. The coding region runs from base 1 to 996 and encodes 331 amino acids. Gene Ontology annotation, molecular function: odorant binding; olfactory receptor activity. Gene Ontology annotation, biological process: sensory perception of smell; detection of chemical stimulus involved in sensory perception of smell. The transcript is spliced from 5 exons. Lineage: Eukaryota; Metazoa; Arthropoda; Insecta; Hymenoptera; Formicidae. The record is from RefSeq and is a predicted model, not a curated record. Gene Ontology annotation, cellular component: plasma membrane.
AUGACCUUGCUACUGUUCACCUUCAUGGUACCACAAUUCAUGGACAUUGUCCUGAACGUCGACAAUCCUGACGAUUUCACGGACACAUUUUACGUCAUGCUAGCUAUGGUUAUGGCUUUUUGUAAGAUGCUCGGACUGUUGCUAAAUCGUCAGAAUAUUAAGAUGUUCACAGAUACAUUGCUCGAAAAGCCGUUUAGGCCAUUGGAACCGGAUGAAAUCGAGAUUCGGCAGAAAUUCAAUAAUUUAAUACAGAAGAAAGCUAUGGUGUACACAUUCAUGAUCGAGUCGACGUGCGCGAGUAUGGGUGUAACGUCCUUGCUGACAGAAUUUCGAAAUGGAAAUUUAGCUUACAGGGAGUGGUUGCCGUACAACUACUCCUCUAAUAUAUAUUUAUUUUGCGUCACGUACUUCCAUCAAUUGAUAAGUUUGACGGCCGCGUCUAUUGUGAACGUUGCCUGUGACAACAUGGUCUGCGGAUUGUUACUGUACAUCUGUUGCCAGAUUGAAAUCUUGGAGUGCCGGCUGAAGAAAUCUUUGCGCCGGCAAAGCGAUGUCGGCGAAUGCGUGCAACUACACAAUCGCAUCUACAGGCUCGCCCACGACAUUAAUGAAAAAUUCAGGUUCAUCAUCGCCGUACAAUUCAUAGUAAGCACAUUAGUGGUGUGCUCUAAUCUGUAUCGAUUGGCGAGAGCGGAAUUAAGCCCGAAGUAUAUUCCGUUAGCGUUGUACACAAUCUGUAUGCUAAUACAAAUUCUCAUUUACUGUUGGUACGGGAACGAAGUGAAAUUAAAGAGCGUUCAACUUUCUAAUCAAAUCUUCGCCAUGGAUUGGCUGGCGUUAGACAAGAAAAGGAAAGAAAAUCUUAUAAUGAUUAUGAAUCGUUCUCUAAUACCUAUCGAGUUUACCAGUGCACAUAUUCUUACGAUGAACCUCGAAUCCUUCGGAAAGCUCCUUAAGGUGUCGUAUUCAAUAUAUAAUAUACUUCAAAUUAUGUAA